Molecule: messenger RNA, 905 nt
Organism: Lingula anatina
Lineage: Eukaryota; Metazoa; Brachiopoda; Lingulata; Lingulida; Lingulidae
Source: RefSeq, a predicted model, not a curated record
AUGGAUUCCGAUAGAACAACCGAUGGAUUAGGCUAUCAGUUUGCAGAUAACUUCAUGGUUACAAAUGAAGUCAAGGCACAGUUUGACAAGGACGGUUUCAUCAUACUGCGCAAUUUACUAGAUGGCGAAGAACUGGCCACAUUGAAGAGCGCCCUUGAACAGGACCAAGGCCUGGCCAAUCACAACUAUGGGCGAGAUGACGGGGAAGGACGGCAAACUAAGACUACGCUGUGGAAUUAUCCUGGGGAUGACAUCACAGGCAUUAUCGGGAGGAGUGAGAAAGUCGCCGGCACCAUGGAAAAGCUUCUAGGUGGAGAGGUGUACCACUAUCACGCCAAAGUCAUCAUGAAGGAGCCUUUCACAGGGGGCGCCCACAUCUGGCACCAGGACUAUGGUUAUUGGUACCUGAACGGUAAUCUGUUUCCAGAUAUGGGCACAGUGUGGAUUGCCGUGGACAGAGCAGACAGGACAAACGGGUGUUUAAAGAUUCUACCCGGUUCCCACCAAGCUGGACGCAUAGACCAUGUGAAAGUAGGCGACCAAGCCUGUGCUGACCUUGAGCGGGUAAACCAACUGGCGAAAGUCUGUCCACUGACAUAUGUCCAGCUUGACCCAGGAGACGCCCUCUUCUUUCACUGUAAUCUGCUGCAUCGAAGUGACCAAAACAGCAGCCCAAAUAGGCGUUGGGCUUUUCUUGUAUGCUACAACCGCGCCUCUAACGACCCGGUGUAUAAACAUCACCAUCCCAACUACACACCUUUACAGAAGGUUUCAAAUGCUAAAAUAAAAGAAUGUGGCGUCAAAACCGAUACGACCGGAAAACACUUCUUUGGAGGGCCCAAGGAGGAGCUUGCCAUGGACAUAUUAUCCCAAGAAAAGUAAUUUGGUGGACCAGAAGAAAUGCA